Messenger RNA from Cheilinus undulatus (humphead wrasse), 1820 nucleotides. RefSeq names its product caspase-6-like. Gene Ontology annotation, cellular component: cytoplasm. The transcript is spliced from 8 exons. The record is from RefSeq and is a predicted model, not a curated record. Gene Ontology annotation, biological process: proteolysis; apoptotic process. Bases 253 to 1110 code for a protein of 285 amino acids. NCBI's taxonomy places the organism in Eukaryota, Metazoa, Chordata, Actinopteri, Labriformes, Labridae.
CUGGGUGGCGGGUUAGUCAUUUAGAGUUUUAGGUAAUUCAACAGUUUUACUAAUAGGGAUUUAGUUUGAAAACGUAGGUUUGAGAUCUGUUUUGUGAGCAUUCACCUGGCAGAUGAACACCUGUCAGUGACAGUCAGCCAAUGAGAAAGAAGGGCGGGGAUAAACCCUGCUUUAUCAGUGUGAGGUUUGUGAUAUAAUACAUCAUUGACUAUAACCACAGAGGAGGGAAGCCUUCCUGCAACCGUGUCUAGAAUGGCUGACAACAAAAGUGGAGGAAGUGUUGCUACAGACAGCAAACCCGUGACCAACAGGGAUGCAGGCAUGGAGAACCUUACAGAGACUGUUGCUGUGACCAGCAGCAGCUCUCAGGAUCCUAGAGAGGAGUACAAGAUGGACCACAAGAGACGAGGCCUUGCACUCAUCUUUAAUCAGGAGCACUUUAUGGAUGAGAAACAUUUACCAACUAGGACUGGAAGCAAGGUUGACCGGGAUAACUUGGAGAAAAGCCUGAAAGAUCUAAACUUUGAAGUGAAGAUUUACAAUGACAAAAAAAAGUCAGAUGUUGAAGAGAAAAUCAGAGAAGCUGCAAAUGCCGACCAUUCAGAUGCAGACGGCUUUGUUCUCGUCUUCCUGAGCCAUGGAGAGGAUAACUACGUUUAUGCCUAUGAUGACAAGAUCAGCAUUAAAGACAUCACAUCCCCAUUCAAAGGAGACAAAUGCAAGAGCCUCAUAAGAAAACCAAAAAUCUUCAUACUACAGGCGUGCCGUGGAGAGAAGGCUGAUGUUCCAGUGACUUCCUAUGUUGUAGAAAGUGAACCAGAGUUUGUGGCAGAAGAGUAUGCCAUUUACACCCUCCCCGCUGGAGCUGACUUCAUCAUGUGUUACUCUACAGCUGAAGGUUACGUUUCCUUCAGGAGUACCAAAAACGGCUCCUGGUACAUCCAGGAUCUGUGUAAGGCGCUUCAAAAGCAUGGCACCUCCCUUGAAUUCACAGAUUUACUCACACUGGUCAACAUGAUGGUGUCACAGAAAGAAUUUGAUGGGAAGAAGCAGAUGCCUUGCUUUGCUUCAAUGUUUACCAAGCAACUGACCUUUAAACCAAAAAAGUAGCAGUUUCACACCUUUUGUAUUCUAAUGCUUCAGCUGUGAGGCUUGUGUGGUUCUUCAAUCAAAAUCUGUACUGCAAUUUUACCUACUUGAUCAGUUGGAGCACUGUAACUUCAUUGUAGCUUUAUUUCUGCUCUGUUGUCUUUAAUUUUCUAAAUCAACUAAAAAAAAUUUCAGCUAAUCCAAUUCUAUUCAGUCUUGGCUGAUGUUAUUUAGAUUAAGUUGCUAAUCUGUUCUUUUUAAAUGUCAUUAUAAUGCCUCUCUUUGAUUGUGUAAAUAAUACAAUUCUUGACACUUACUAUAUUCCCUUCAGCCUAGUGCAGAGGUGUCAAACUCAAGCCCCGGGGGCCAAAUCCGGUCGUGGAACAGUUAUGUUUUAUUUCUGGUGAAAUGAGGUUGACAGUUUAUGGUUCAAAAGGUGACCCUGUAAGGGUUCAGGUCAGACCUGAAUCCAGAAUCCAGCCCCUGCUGUGAUUGAGUUUGACACCCCUGGUCUGGUGCCUAAAUUGUGUUGUAGCUUUCUUUUUCUCAGAUGAAUGUCACUUUGGACAAAAGUGUCUGCAAACUGAAACUGUAGAAAUGAAAGAAAUUUGACCUGCUUCUGUGUUUGUGUGACAAAUAAAACUGCCUUGUUUCAUUUUAUUGAACAAAUUAAUCAAUUAGCCUGAUCUUUAAACUGGAUAAAGUUCCAAUAAAUGAUUAACUGACAUUGU